Molecule: messenger RNA, 945 nt
Organism: Culex quinquefasciatus (southern house mosquito)
Lineage: Eukaryota; Metazoa; Arthropoda; Insecta; Diptera; Culicidae
Exons: 3
Coding region: 491-817 (108 amino acids)
Source: RefSeq, a predicted model, not a curated record
GGAAAGUAAGCAUGUGUGCCUGUUUUCCUCUCUAGUGUUUCUUUCAUCUCUCUCACCAACACAGCCAAAGUUUUCAGAUCUUUCUCUCACCUACGUCAUGGAUGUGAUUUUCUGACCAACCUUUCCGUGAACGGUUUUGAAGCAUCGGUCAGUUCUUCACAGUCACUUGGACGAGUCGGCCGGAAUCUUGACGAAGCCUACCUUGAGCGGAAGAAAUUAAUUUAGUGCUAUCUACUAACAGUGCUUAGUAAAAAAACACAUUACGCCAAGAAAAGUUUUCCUAUUUUUCCAUUUCGUUUGUUAAUACGCGCGUGAAAGUGUGAGUGUGUGUGUGUGCGAUUACAGAAGACGCACUCCGGAAACGGAACAAGUGACCACACGAGGCAGGAAGGACCAACACACCGUGACGACGACGACAACCGCAUUGUGUGGUGCCCGUGCAGAGACAAACCGUGGAAGCCGGCAUUUUUUCGCGAAAAAAGGUGUUAACAUGAAACGCCGCUACGCGCCAGAGAACACGCCGCGAGAUGAGGAAACGUUGCUAGCUCCAUAUUCGCAGGAAGACGUUCCACUGAACGUGAAAAUACCAGCACCCAGCAGCGAUAUUGCUUUGAGGUCAGCGUUACGGCGACUGAGGGCCAACAUGCUGAAAAUCGUGGAAAGACAAGUAGCAACUCCACAUGAGUUGUGGAGUUUGUUGGAAGAACAGAAGGAGUUGCGGGGGAUGUUGUCGACGCGGACACCGUUGCGGAAUUCGGUCGAGAUGUUUUUGGACCUGUUGGAAGCGUCGCUGCGGGCGAAAAUGCAAUUGCGGUAGAUUGUCGGUGUAGCGUGAAUUUAUAGGCCCCCAAAACCAAAGCUAAAAACUCGAUUCGCCACCUACAUUCGAGUAGGAGAACUAUGGUGCAAGGUUACGUUUACGUUUUUGCGUGAUAAGUGCAAAGG